GCAUACUAGCCCACUGUUCGCACAAUUUAAUUCGGUAAUUGCCCAUUGCUUUGUUUAUUCAAUUAAAUGUACUCGCCCUAUUUAUGUGCUAUUUACGCAAACAUUGAAGUGCGUUCAACCGCCACAUUAGCCAAUUCCAUUUGAAUGCCAGACGAAAUUGGCCAUUAAAUUGCUCCAUUUGCAGGUGCUAUAAAACAAUCGCCUCCAGAAUCUCUGCCAAUUAGUUCGAAGGGAAUUCACACACGGUUCGGAUCGUUUCGUUUUCGGUUGGUCAGCGAUGCAGUGCCUCCUUUGGCUGUUGUCCCUGUGGAUAUUGUGCCUACUUUGGCCGGGAUGCCUUGGCCAACUGGUUCGGAUUCCCAUGCAAUACCAGGCCUCUUUCAUGGCCAGUCGUCGUCAACAUCGCGCCGGUAGAUCGUCUCUUUUGGCCAAGUACAAUGUGGUUGGAGGACAGGAUAUCACAUCAAGAAAUAGUGGAGCCACAGAAACGCUGGAUAACCGAUUGAAUCUGGAGUACGCAGGACCCAUUAGCAUUGGCUCCCCGGGUCAGCCAUUCAAUAUGCUGUUUGAUACUGGCUCCGCGAAUCUCUGGGUGCCAAGUGCCGAGUGUUCGGCCAAAAAUCGUGCCUGCCAGCGCCAUCAUCGCUACAACUCGAGUGCCUCGAGCAGUUAUGUCCCGGAUGGUCGGAGAUUCGCCAUUGCCUACGGAACUGGGAGCUUGUCGGGUCGACUGGCCCAGGAUACGGUUUCUAUUGGCCAGUUGGUGGUGCGGAAUCAAACCUUUGGCAUGGCCAUGCACGAACCCGGCUCCACUUUUGUAGACACCAACUUCGCCGGGAUUGUGGGACUGGGUUUCCGAGCGAUAGCCGAACAUAGAAUCGCUCCUUUGUUCGAGAGCAUGUGCGAUCAGCAUUUGGUGGAUGAGUGUGUAUUUUCUUUUUAUCUGAAACGUAAUGGCAGUGAGAGAAUGGGUGGUGAGCUACUUUUCGGUGGCGUGGAUAAGACCAAGUUCGUGGGAUCACUUACCUACGUACCUCUUACUCAUGCGGGUUACUGGCAAUUCCGAUUGGAUGGCUUGGAAGUGGGAGGCACAAUUAUCAGCCAGAAUCGCCAGGCGAUCGCAGAUACAGGUACUUCUCUUUUGGCAGCUCCUCCCAGGGAAUACCUGAUAAUUAACAGCCUGCUUGGCGGUUUGCCCACAUCGAACAAUGAGUACCUGCUCAACUGUUCGGAGAUCGACAAACUGCCCGAAAUUGUGUUCAUCAUUGGAGGGCAGCGAUUCGGAUUGCAGCCCACAGAUUAUGUAAUGAGUGUGGCCAAUGACGAUGGCACCACUAUAUGUCUUUCCGCUUUUACCUUGAUGGAUGCCGAGUUUUGGAUCCUGGGAGACGUCUUUAUAGGCCGGUAUUACACCGCUUUUGAUGCUGGCCAUCGGCAGAUUGGAUUUGCACCAGCGGCCUAAACAGCACGUUUCAUUUCCAAUUAGCAAUAAACAUCUGUUCUAUUUAGUUGCAAAGCGUGAACGGAGAGAAAUCACGAGAGUUAUUAACGGAGCGAGAACGGAUUGAAACCGGAUUGUAAAACAAAGCAAGCUGAUUGAGUGACGUUCAGAUUCUACGUUUCCAUACAUUGAACAUUAUAUCAUAUUUAGGUCACCAAGUCUAUUCCCUGGAAACACCACAUAGAAUACAAAUACGCAACGAGUGAGGUUCAUUUUAUUGGAAGAAUUUAGGUACAUGAUUAAAGGUUAUAAAUUCUGCGGGUACAUUGAAUGCUUUCCUGGCGUACUCUAUCGAUGCUUUUCGUUACUUACUCAAUCCAGUGAUUUAUUGGUAUAACC
Drosophila ficusphila is the source of this 1840-nucleotide messenger RNA. Its product is annotated as lysosomal aspartic protease. Gene Ontology annotation, molecular function: aspartic-type endopeptidase activity. The transcript is spliced from 2 exons. Gene Ontology annotation, cellular component: lysosome. The record is from RefSeq and is a predicted model, not a curated record. Gene Ontology annotation, biological process: proteolysis; cell death. Lineage: Eukaryota; Metazoa; Arthropoda; Insecta; Diptera; Drosophilidae. Bases 278 to 1462 code for a protein of 394 amino acids.